Molecule: messenger RNA, 1687 nt
Organism: Sinocyclocheilus grahami
Lineage: Eukaryota; Metazoa; Chordata; Actinopteri; Cypriniformes; Cyprinidae
Product: F-actin-capping protein subunit alpha-1-like
Exons: 9
Coding region: 50-823 (257 amino acids)
Biological process (GO): barbed-end actin filament capping; actin cytoskeleton organization
Cellular component (GO): F-actin capping protein complex; cortical cytoskeleton
Molecular function (GO): actin filament binding
Source: RefSeq, a predicted model, not a curated record
AUUGUUUUCCCGUCAUGCAGUUUGACAGGGCAGGUCCAGUUGAGCCAAGAUGGCGGACUUUGAAGAACAGCUUUCCGACGAGGAGAAGGUCCGCAUUGCUGCAAAUUUUAUCAUCCAUGCUCCCCCUGGAGAGUUCAACGAAGUCUUCAAUGAUGUGCGGCUACUGCUCAAUAGUGACAGUCUGCUCAGGGAAGGGGCGGCUCAAGCCUUUGCCCAGUACAACAUGGAUCAGUUCACACCUGCGAAACUUGAUGGAAGUGAAGAUCAGGUUUUGAUCACAGAGCAUGGAGACCUUGGUCAUGGCCGGUUUUUUGACCCUCGUAAGAAACAGUCGUUCAAGUUUGACCACCUGAGGAAAGAGGCAAGUGAACCACAGUCUCAUGAGGGUGAGGCGGCCCUCAGGCCGUGGAGGGAUGCUUGUGACGAAGCUCUGAGGGCGUACGUCAAAGACCAUUACCCCACUGGAGUCUGCACUGUUUAUGGGAAAACCAUCGAGGGACAGCAAACCAUCAUUGCCUGUAUUGAGGGUCAUCAGUUUCAGCCUAAAAAUUUCUGGAGUGUGAGCAAAUUAGCCACUUUUGGUUAUGUAGUGAUCGUUUUUGUGCUUCUGUUUCAACAGAAUGAGGUACAGACUGCCAAGGAGUUUGUCAAAAUCAUCGAAAAUGCUGAGAACGAGUAUCAGACGGCCAUCACUGAGAACUACCAGACCAUGUCUGACACCACCUUCAAGGCCUUACGCCGGCAGCUUCCUGUCACCCGUACCAAGAUCGACUGGAACAAGAUCCUCAGCUACAAGAUCGGCAAAGAGAUGCAAAACGCUUAGACACACGGCAUGCCUUCGCUCCUGCUCGCGUUACAGGCAAAGAGACAAGCUACGAGGGGCCCAUAUCUAAACCUGAAUCCAGGGCAGGGCCAAGGCGAGAAGGUCCUUCAAGAAGUGUGCUAAAAAUGUGUCUGUCCUUUUUUUUGUUUGUUUUCCAGAAGCCACAGUUUGACCUCAGCUGAAGAGACUGCCUCCUUUUCUGUAUCGUAGGAGGGCUGCAAGCUUGUUUUAAUGGGUUUAGCAAACGUUUUUGCUAUUGAACAAAUACCUCCCAUGACACCAGUGUACAGCAUCAUAAAUAACCCCCCCUAUUAUCACUUACUUCACCCCCUAGAUCAGCAUUCCCAAUGCUUGACACACACACUGUACUUUUUAUUGCACUUAGCCCAUAUGAUCAAUUGAGUCUAUUUUGUUUACUUUUUUUAGCAACUCGACUCAAAGUUUUACUUUGAGUCAUAAGAUAUAAUUGAUCAAUGUGUAGCCCAUCAAAGCUCUCUGGCUGGUUAUAAAGAAUGUCUUGACACCAGUUUAUCAUCACCAUCUUGUUUUCCAACGUAACAGUUGGUCUUUUUUGAAAGCAAUGUUGUAAGGUGCCAUCAUUUGAAUGUGCUGUCAGUUGAUCACAGCGAGGGUUGUGCCAAAGUGAGCAUUGUAUUUGUACAGUAAUUCAUUUCAGGGUUAUUGUUCUGUGUAGAAAUGGUCCCAUCGUCGUACUCUGGUGUCUAAGAGUGGUAUAUAUACUGUAUGCAGUUACACAAAAUAUUUGUUACCCCUCACUUCAGCCUCCUACCCUAGCUUUUAUUGCUAACUAUUUUUUACAAAAUGUAAGAACAAAUAUGAUCCCAGAGGAAUAAAUGAUUUGCA